CAAAAACGCAAAGUCGUCGAACCAAAAGUUGACUUUAAGUUAAUUUGUUUUCUCCAAUAAUUUCUUUUUUUUUUCCGAUAAAGAUUAGCUCCACUAUAAGUGUUUCAUUAAGCUGGUCAGUAAACAUGUGAGAGAGGAGCAAUGAUAAUGAAAAAAACAACUCAAGCGUAUCUUCUUCUAAGUUUAGUUCAUAUACUUCUAUGUCUAUCCUUUCAGAUUCGUGCUAUACGCCCUCUUCUAGCUGAGCCGCCAAGUCAAAUCCUAAAUCCACCACCACCCUCGCCCGUAUGGCCCUCUCCACCAUGUGGAACUAAUAUCGGGAGUCAAGUUACGGCAGUAGGAGAGAAUUCUUGCAGACAAAUUCCGAGGCCUCCUAAAACCAAAAAGAAGAAAAUUCCAAAGCCUCUUAAAACCAAAAAGAAGAAAAUCUCAAAGCCUCAUGCAGCAGUUCCGUGAUCUCCAAACAAGAGUGUGUGGGAAAGGCUUUCACAGAUAAAACUACCACUUAGAAUCCUUUUUUGGAAUACACUUAUCCUUUGAAAACUCAUCAAGUAUUUUAUUGGAUUGUACAAUAAAUCCUCGUUCUUCAAUAAAUAUGUUAUCUCUUUAGUAUCAUUUUGAUGUUUGAUUCAAUGCUCAAAACUGAUGAAACUGGACCAUCUCAUCUUUGACAUUGAUAUCUAAUUUUAUCUUACAUUUCAUUUAGAGAUGAUGACGUAUUUCAUUUUCUGAAGUAAAAUUAUAUUUACAAAAUCCAUGUAACAACAGCUAACAUGU
Messenger RNA from Arabidopsis thaliana (thale cress), 777 nucleotides. RefSeq lists its product as uncharacterized. Bases 142 to 456 code for a protein of 104 amino acids. Gene Ontology annotation, cellular component: apoplast; plasma membrane. The transcript has 2 exons. The record is from RefSeq and is marked reviewed. NCBI's taxonomy places the organism in Eukaryota, Viridiplantae, Streptophyta, Magnoliopsida, Brassicales, Brassicaceae.